Messenger RNA from Sipha flava (yellow sugarcane aphid), 3188 nucleotides. It is a transcript of the gene mus201, whose product is annotated as DNA repair protein complementing XP-G cells homolog. The record is from RefSeq and is a predicted model, not a curated record. The transcript has 16 exons. Gene Ontology annotation, cellular component: nucleus. Gene Ontology annotation, biological process: nucleotide-excision repair. Gene Ontology annotation, molecular function: single-stranded DNA binding; DNA endonuclease activity. Lineage: Eukaryota; Metazoa; Arthropoda; Insecta; Hemiptera; Aphididae. The coding region runs from base 205 to 3048 and encodes 947 amino acids.
ACCACAGACCAAGUUUCCAGCAGACGGAAUAGUAAUAAUAAUAACAAAGUAAUGUAUUCCUUUUUCGGGUGCGUGCGGACGUUUGUGGUGCGUUUACGGGUCGAAGCGAGUGGAAUUGUUUUUUCGUUUUUCAAUCUCAAUCUUUUCCCGUCGUAAACGUUUUGAUCCCAUUCCGGACGGUAAGUCCGACGUCAACGCGCCGCCAUGGGAGUUCAAGGCUUAUGGAAGUUACUGGAAUCAGCUGGAAAACCGAUUCCCGUCGAAAAGUUAGAGAACAAAGUUCUCAGUAUCGAUGUUUCAAUAUGGAUGUACCAAAUAAUAAAAGGAGUUCAAGAGAGUGAUCAUGGUGCAAUAACCAAUAGACAUUUAAUUGUAAUGUUUCAUAGAAUAUGUAAAUUAUUGUUUUAUGGUAUUAGACCUGUGUUUGUAUUUGAUGGAGGUGUACCAGAACUAAAAAAAUUAACAAUUGCUCAAAGACAAGCUCAAAAAUCCCGUGCAAAAAAAUCAACUGGAAAAACCAAAGAGAAAAUUUUGAAAAAUAUGUUAGCACAAGCUGCUUUAAAAUCUGUAUUAAAUACUGGAAAUGCUUUGACAGAAGAGGAAGUGAUCUCAAAAACUGUCAAAAGUUUAAAUAAUAAAGCAGAAGUAGAUUUAUUUGAGUUACCAAAAAUGCCAGAAACCUUUGAAAUUGACAAGACUAAAUCAUCCAUAAAAGAAAAGGAACAAUCAUACAUGAAUUUGUCAAAUGUUAAAACUGAAAAUAUUCUACUUCUUGCUGUUGAAAAUCAUGAUAAUGAUUUUUUGUACACUAAUAGUGCAAACGAUAAGAAAAAAGGGUCUCCAGCAAAGUUAAAUACGUUUUCAUCACUGCAAAUAGAUGAACUUCUAAAUGGUUAUUCAAAUGAUCAAAAACGUUUAACAGAAAGAAAAAAGCAACAAAAAUCAAAACAUGAAAUGACAUUAAAUGAAUUAGAAAUGUUUUUGAACAACAAAAGUGAUACUAAUACAAGAAUCGACGAUAUUGGUCAAAAAAUUGAUUCGGACCAUGGAACAGUUUUUUAUUAUGAAUCUGAUGUCAAAAGAGUAUCCAAAAAGAGUAGUUUGGAAAAAAAUGAAAUAUCUGAUAAAAUAAAAAUUUCUAAUUCAAAAAUUAAUGAAACGGAAUCAAAGGUUAACAGUCAAAAAAUAAUUUCUACGGACACUGUUGGAUCACCUACUCUAACAGAUGAUAUAGAUGAAGAUAUAUUUAAAGCUCUUGCUGGUGAUGAAUCCCUUGAAGAAGAUAGACUAGCUUGGCUGAUAUUUAAUGAGAAUAAAAAAGCUAGCAAAAGGAGAUCAAGUGAAUUUGAAAUACCAAAUUCAAAAUAUUUGAAAACAGAUAUCAGUAAUGGCAAUUCCGAAUUAAUAUUAUCUGAUAUAGAGGAAGAUACAUCAAUGAAAAAUAAUGAAGUUGUACCAAAAAAACAUUCUUCCAAAAGUAUUUUUAUUACUGAACAUGAUUCAUUACCCAAUGAAAUAAAUUUAGAUACCUUUAAUGAAGAAGAUUAUCUAUCAUGGGUCUCGCAUAGUAAAGAUGAACUUAUUCAAACAAAAUUGGAGGGAAAAAAAUCAAGUGUUGAUCGCUUGGAUAUUCCAUCUACAAGCAAAUCUUUAUCAUCGAUUAAGGAGGUUUAUUUUUCUAAUAAUAAUCCUGAUGUUGAUCAACAAUGUUCUACUUCAUCAUUGUACUUUGAGCCAAAAACGGAAUAUAAAAAUAAUAUUGAAGAUUCACCUGAAUAUCACCUAUCUGAUCAUUCUAAUGGCUCUUUUUCUGAAAACUCACUUGAAUUUUCAUCAGAGGAGAGUUUAUCUGAAGAUAAUAUUGGAUUAGAUAAUCAAAACAAAGUUAAGACGGCUGCAGUUCAUGGUUCUAAAAUUAUACCAGAUAAUUUCACAGCUUCCAAAACUGAAAAUGAGGAAUUCAAUUCAAAAAAAAACUGCGUAAUAACAGAGAAAUUGAAAUCUUCGAAACAAUCUAAUAUCAGUACUAAACAUAUAAAACCAUCUGAAACUAAAACAAAUCAUGCUAAUGAUGAAUAUUUAUUGUCUAUACAGGAUACAUUAGUAAAACAUCAAAAUGAUUUAGCUAGCUUACAGAGAACAUCUGAUCGAAUGGCAUCAUCUGUCACACAAAAAAUCACUUCAGAUAUAAAGUGUCUCUUGAAGUUGUUUGGUAUACCAUAUAUUACAGCUCCAAUGGAAGCUGAAGCACAAUGCGUGUUUUUGGAACAAAUUGGUCGUACUGAAGGGACAGUGACGGAUGAUAGCGAUGUAUGGUUGUUUGGAGCUAAUGUUGUUUAUAAAGAUUUUUUUGACAGUCAAAAGUUUGUUAAACAAUUCAAAAGCAUUGAUAUUAAACAGAAAUUUGCUUUGUCGCGAAAUAGUUUUAUUCAAUUAGCUUUUCUAGUGGGAAGUGAUUACACAAAUGGUAUUGAUGGGAUAGGUCCUGUGUCGGCAAUUGAAAUUUUAUCUUUUUUUGAAUCAAAAACUAAAAAUAUGAGUAUUGAAGAAAAAUUAUUAAAAAUUAAAGACCUUAUAAACUCAAAAUCUGAAGUACAUAGUGAUAUCCCAUUUAUGAAAAAAUUGAAAUCGACCAAGAUUGGUAGUGAUUUUCCUAAUAAAGCUGUUAUAAACGCUUAUUUAAAUCCAAUUGUUAAUGAAACAAGUGAAAAAUUCAGCUGGAGUGCGCCCCAAGUAGAUUCGAUUAUUCAAUUUGCUCAAACCAAUUUUGAUUGGGAUGUUUCUAAAACCAAAAGCACAUUAGCCCCAGUGCUAAAAAAAGUUUCUGCACGAACGACUCAAAAGUCGUUGGACUCAUAUGUAAAAAUGCUUCCAAAAUUAAAUAGUACGAAUACUGGGAUGAGUAAACGCGUUAGUCUUGCUGUGAAAAGGUUGCGCAAUGAUAGUAGUUCUAAUGAAAUUAAUAACCCAAAAUCUGUGGAUUCCAAAAUAUUGACUUCAACUAUUCCUAAUGAUAUAGAUAAAAAUCGAAAGAGAAACCGUAAAUGAAUCUAUUGUUGAAACAGUUUAACGAGUGAAAUUAUGCCAAAUUUGUAUAUGCCCAAUUUUUCAAGAACUGUUUUUUUUUAGUACCUUAACAUAAUUUCUUAUUAUAUUUUAUAUAAUAUUAGAUUAAUUUAUUUAAACUA